UCUCAGAAGGGACACUUAAUGAACCACACAAGAACCCACACUGGUGAGAAACCGUUUGCCUGUUCAGAUUGUGGCCAAAUAUUCUCACAGAAGCAAAGCUUAAAAGUCCACUCAAGAGCCCACACUGGUGAUCAAACUUUUUCCUGCUCAGUCUGUGGUCAAAGAUUCUCGUGGAAGUCUCAGACGAAGAAUCACUUGUUUGCCUGUUCAGAUUGUGGCCAAAGAUUCUCGCAUAAGGGAGACUUAAAAAGACACACAAGAACCCACACUGGUGAGAAAGCCUUUUCCUGCUCAGUUUGUGGCAAAAGAUUUUCUGAGAAGAGAACCUUAAAAUUACACACAAGAAGCCACACUGGUGCCAAACCCCUUUCCUGCUCACAUUGUGGCCAAUGAUUCUCUCUGAAGAAACCCUUAGAAACUCACAUCAGAACACACACCGGCGAGAAACCGUUUUCCUGCUCAGUUUGUGGCCAAAGAUUCUUUCAAAGGGGAAACUUGGUGUCCCAUACAAGAACCCACACUGGUGAGAAACCUUUUGCUUGCUUAGUUUGUGGCCAAUCAUUCUCUCGUAAAGCAAUCUUAAAAACACACACCAGAACACACACUGGUGAGAAACCUUUUUCCUGCUCAGUUUGUGGCCAAAAAUUCUGUCAGCAGGCACACUUAAUUUCCCACACAAGAACCCACACAGGUGAGAAACCUUUUUCCUGUUCAGAUUGUGGUCAAAGAUUCUUUCGGAAGCAUCGCUUAAAAAGGCACACAAGAACCCACACUGGUGAGAAACCUUUUUCCUGUUCAGAUUGUGGUCAAAGAUUCUUUCGGAAGCAUCGCUUAAAAAGGCACACAAGAACCCACACUGGUGAGAAACGGUUUGCCUGUUCAGUUUAAUGCCAAAGAUUCUCUCAGAUGGGAAGCUUAAA
Molecule: messenger RNA, 920 nt
Organism: Hippocampus zosterae (dwarf seahorse)
Lineage: Eukaryota; Metazoa; Chordata; Actinopteri; Syngnathiformes; Syngnathidae
Product: gastrula zinc finger protein XlCGF17.1-like
Exons: 3
Biological process (GO): negative regulation of transcription by RNA polymerase II
Molecular function (GO): DNA-binding transcription repressor activity, RNA polymerase II-specific
Source: RefSeq, a predicted model, not a curated record